Budorcas taxicolor (takin) is the source of this 1951-nucleotide messenger RNA. It is a transcript of the gene CCT4, whose product is annotated as chaperonin containing TCP1 subunit 4. Lineage: Eukaryota; Metazoa; Chordata; Mammalia; Artiodactyla; Bovidae. Bases 126 to 1754 code for a protein of 542 amino acids. The transcript is spliced from 14 exons. The record is from RefSeq and is a predicted model, not a curated record. Gene Ontology annotation, biological process: protein folding. Gene Ontology annotation, cellular component: chaperonin-containing T-complex. Gene Ontology annotation, molecular function: ATP binding; ATP hydrolysis activity; ATP-dependent protein folding chaperone.
CCGGCGGCGGCGCCGCUUUCUGGAAGGUUCGUGAAGGCGGUGGGCGCUUACGGUUGGUCCCUGGUCAGCCGCAAUCCGUGUCCAUCCGUCCUUCCCAAGCUCACGCAGACCCAUCCAAGGUUGCCAUGCCCGAGAACGCAGCACCCCGGACCGGGCCGCCCGCCGGGGCUGUCGGGGCUGCCGGCGGCCGCGGGAAGAGCGCCUAUCAGGACCGCGAUAAGCCGGCCCAGAUCCGCUUCAGCAACAUCUCCGCAGCCAAAGCUGUUGCUGAUGCUAUUAGAACAAGCCUCGGACCAAAAGGAAUGGAUAAAAUGAUUCAAGAUGGAAAAGGUGAUGUGACCAUUACAAAUGAUGGUGCCACCAUUCUGAAACAAAUGCAGGUGUUACAUCCAGCAGCCAGAAUGCUGGUGGAACUAUCCAAGGCUCAGGAUAUAGAAGCAGGAGAUGGCACCACAUCAGUGGUCAUUAUUGCUGGCUCUCUCUUGGACUCCUGUACCAAGCUUCUUCAGAAAGGGAUUCAUCCCACCAUCAUUUCUGAGUCAUUCCAGAAGGCUUUGGAAAAGGGCAUUGAAAUCUUGACUGACAUGUCUCGACCUGUGGAACUGAGUGACAGAGAAACUUUGUUAAAUAGUGCGGCCACUUCAUUGAACUCAAAGGUUGUGUCUCAAUAUUCAAGUCUCCUUUCUCCAAUGAGUGUAGAUGCAGUGAUGAAAGUGAUUGACCCAGCCACAGCUACUAGUGUAGAUCUUAGAGAUAUUAAAAUAGUUAAGAAGCUUGGUGGGACAAUUGAUGACUGUGAGUUGGUGGAAGGUCUGGUUCUUACUCAAAAGGUAGCAAAUUCUGGCAUAACCAGAGUUGAAAAGGCUAAAAUUGGGCUUAUUCAGUUCUGCUUAUCUGCUCCCAAAACAGAUAUGGACAAUCAAAUAGUGGUUUCUGACUAUGUUCAAAUGGAUCGAGUGCUAAGAGAAGAGAGAGCUUAUAUUCUAAAUUUAGUGAAGCAAAUUAAGAAAACAGGAUGUAAUGUUCUUCUCAUACAGAAGUCUAUUCUAAGAGAUGCUCUUAGUGAUCUUGCAUUACAUUUCCUGAACAAAAUGAAGAUUAUGGUGGUAAAGGAUAUUGAAAGAGAAGACAUUGAAUUCAUUUGUAAGACGAUUGGAACCAAACCAGUUGCUCAUGUUGACCAGUUCACUGCUGACAUGCUGGGAUCUGCUGAGUUAGCUGAGGAAGUCAGCUUAAAUGGUUCUGGCAAACUGAUCAAGAUUACAGGUUGUGCGAGCCCUGGAAAAACAGUUACAAUUGUUGUUCGUGGUUCUAACAAAUUGGUGAUUGAAGAAGCUGAGCGCUCCAUCCAUGAUGCUCUCUGUGUUAUUCGCUGUUUAGUGAAGAAGAGAGCUCUUAUUGCAGGAGGUGGUGCUCCAGAAAUAGAGUUGGCCCUACGGUUAACUGAAUACUCACGAACAUUGAGUGGUAUGGAAUCCUACUGCAUUCGUGCUUUUGCAGAUGCUAUGGAAGUCAUUCCAUCUACAUUAGCUGAAAAUGCUGGCCUGAAUCCCAUUUCUACUGUAACAGAACUAAGAAACCGGCAUGCCCAGGGAGAAAAAACUACAGGCAUUAACGUCCGAAAGGGUGGUAUUUCCAACAUAUUGGAGGAACUGGUUGUCCAGCCUCUGUUGGUUUCAGUCAGUGCACUGACUCUAGCAACUGAAACUGUCCGGAGCAUUCUGAAAAUUGAUGAUGUGGUAAAUACUCGGUAAUCUGGUUAACAGGGUCUGACUGGCACCAGCAUGGCCACUGAUGGUGCAGCUGGAGUGGAAGAGCACCUUGGCAUUCCUUGUUGUUUGGAAGAUUGUUUCUUUUAUGAAUUUCUGGGCCUGGUCUUCCAGUUGGCAUUUGCUUCAAAUUGUAUUGACACAGUUCAAUGAAAAUAUUAAAUACAUGGUUUCAAAAAGCA